AUGGCUCACGCAACUGGCACUCUGGUUUUCGUCCUCCUAUUGGUGGCUGGUUCUAUAGCCUCAGCCACCUCCGAGGGGCAGAAAUUGUUUCGUCUCGGCGGGUGGCGCCCAAUCUCCAAUCCACGAGACCACAAAGUGCUAGAAAUCGCUGAGUUCGCGGUGAGGGAACAUAAUAAAUUGGCCAAGACCAACUUGAAAUUGCAAAGCGUGAUCAGUGGAGCUAUUCAGGUUGUCGGGGGCCGAAUUUACAGGCUUGUUGUGUCGGCCGUGGAUGCCACUUCUCCAGCCAACUAUCUCGCUCUCGUUUAUGAGAAGCCUUGGCAACAUCUCAACAUCCUUAUUAGGUUUCAAAAAGUUGCAACUAAAUAG
Messenger RNA from Sesamum indicum (sesame), 369 nucleotides. NCBI's taxonomy places the organism in Eukaryota, Viridiplantae, Streptophyta, Magnoliopsida, Lamiales, Pedaliaceae. The record is from RefSeq and is a predicted model, not a curated record.